CCUCCUCUCUCUCUCUCUCUCUCUCUCUCUCUCUCUCUGAUCCUUCAGGCUGAGUUUAUUUACUCCGCGCGGACCUGCAGCGAUGGCGCUGAGCGCGCGAUAGAGACACGCGCACAAACAAGCAGCAGAGAGACUACAGCGGAGGAGUGAGACAGUGAGAGUGUGAGAGUGACUGAGAGUGUUCGUUUGGACCCUGAAGAUGAAGUUCGCAGAGCACCUCUCAGCCCACAUCACCCCGGAGUGGAGGAAACAGUACAUCCAGUAUGAGGCGUUUAAAGAGAUGCUGUAUGCAGCGCAGGACCAGGCGCCCUCCGUAGAAGUGACGGACGAGGACACGGUGAAGCGAUAUUACGCCAAAUUCGAGGAGAAGUUUUUUCAGACCUGUGAGAAGGAGCUGUCCAAAAUCAACACCUUCUACUCAGAAAAGCUAGCGGAGGCCCAGCGGCGGUUUGCCACUCUGCAGAAUGAGCUGCAGUCGUCACUGGACGCUCAGCGGGAGAGUAACGCUCCGGGCCUGAGGAACCGCAGGAAAACGGUCUUCCCCCUGACCCACGAGGAGCGCAACAAGCACCGAAACAUCAAAGACCUGAAACUGGCCUUCAGCGAAUUCUACCUCAGCCUCAUCCUACUGCAGAACUACCAGAAUCUGAACUUCACUGGUUUCCGGAAGAUUCUGAAGAAGCAUGAUAAGAUCCUGGAGACGUCGCGUGGGGCGGACUGGCGCGUGGCUCAUGUGGAGGUGGCUCCGUUCUACACCUGCAAGAAGAUCACACAGCUCAUCUCAGAGACUGAGACGCUGGUGACGACGGAGCUGGAGGGGGGCGAUCGGCAGCGAGCCAUGAAGAGGCUGAGGGUCCCUCCAUUAGGAGCCGCACAGCCUGCUCCUGCAUGGACGACGUUCAGAGUGGGGCUGUACUGUGGGGUCUUCAUCGUCCUGACCGUAGCCUUCGUCCUCACAGGUGCUGUUUUCUUCCAUGAUAAGAACAUCUGGCCGAUGGUGCGGAUGUAUCGCGGCAGCUUCCUGCUCAUCCAGUUCCUCUUUCUGUUGGGCAUUAACACGUACGGCUGGAGGCAGGCGGGGGUCAACCACGUCCUCAUCUUCGAGCUGAAUCCCCGCAGCAACCUGUCCCACCAACACCUGUUCGAGAUUGCAGGCUUUCUGGGAGUUCUGUGGUGUAUCAGUAUAUUAUCGUGUCUGUAUGCUGGCUCCACUGGGCUGCCCAUGCAGGCGAACCCACUGAUCCUGUACGGCCUCAUGCUGCUGUUCCUCAUUAACCCUUUCAAAACCGCGUACUACAAAUCACGCUUCUGGCUACUCAAACUGCUGUUCCGCGUGUUCACGGCUCCGUUCCACCGGGUUGAAUUUGCGGAUUUCUGGCUGGCGGAUCAGCUGAACUCUCUGGUGAUCGUGCUGAUGGAUCUGGAGUAUCUGGUGUGUUUCUACAGCAUGGAGCUGCAGUGGACUGAAGUGGACGGACUGCUGCCCCACAGCACAGGUGAUGGGAAAUGCCACAGUUACUCUUACGGACUGCGCGCCAUCAUCCAGUGUUUACCUGCCUGGCUCCGAUUCGUACAGUGUCUCAGACGCUACCGAGACACCAAAAGAGCCUUUCCACACCUGGUGAAUGCUGGGAAAUAUUCCACGACUUUCUUUGUGGUGGCGUUCGCAGCCCUCUACAGUACGCACAGAGAUCAGGACGACGCCGAUGCCGAGGCCUUUUUCUACCUGCUGAUCUUGUUCUCCACCGUCAGCUCUCUGUACACGCUGAUCUGGGAUCUGAAGAUGGACUGGGGUUUAUUCGACCGGAACGCCGGAGAGCACACCUUCCUCCGCGAGGAGAUCGUCUACCCGCAGAAGGCGUAUUACUACUGCGCCAUCGUGGAGGACGUGAUCCUGCGCUUCGCCUGGACGCUGCAGAUCGCACUGACCACCAUGACCAACAUCCCCUCCAUCGCUGACAUACUGGCCACCGUCCUCGCUCCACUGGAGGUCUUCAGGCGAUUCGUGUGGAACUUCUUCCGUCUGGAGAACGAGCACCUGAAUAACUGUGGUGAGUUCCGGGCGGUGAGGGAUAUCUCCGUAGCUCCGCUGAACGCAGACGACCAGACGCUGCUGGAGCAGAUGAUGGACCAGGAGGACGGAGUGAGACACCGCCAGGGCAAGAAGAGCUGGAAGAGGAGCUACAGCCUGUCGCUGCGACGGCCGCUGCUGUCCUCACAGUCUAAGAAGGACACCAAGGUGCUGAUCGAGGACACAGACGACGAAGCCUUCAGUUAAAGGAAUAGAUUGACCAGACAUGCUAACGCGGCUAACAGUGAAUGGAAGGUAGUGGGAGCCAGUUAGCAUGAUGACAUUAGCAUCGUGCAAAUUGUUGCCCACUCGGUUUCAUUCAUUUUUAGCAGAAUUAGCAUUUUUGGAAUGAACUAUUCCUUCAUACCCAGAGCAGACGGUCCACCUCCCACCCGCAUCAUCACGGAGCUGCCUCAGCAUCACACCCAACCACGCACACACACACACAUACACACACACAUUCACAGACACACACACACACACACACACACACACACACAUACAGAGCCGAGAAAGGAGCACAAUCAGCACUAAGACAACAUAUGCUGACAUGUACACACACAUAAAUACACACACAAACACACACAAACACACAAACACAAUGUAAUUUUUAGAUUUUUUAAUUUAACUUUUUAGAAUUUUUUUAAUUUCUCAAUGGUAAGACGUUUUGGUUUGUACAUUGGUUUUUUAAAGGAUUUAUUAACACAUAAAAAUAACAAUAUGACUGUUUACAAACACAUAAUAACCAAAAUCUACAGGGAAAAAGCGUCAUUACAUCAGAAAAUCAAAGACUAACCUUCCACUAAUAAAACGCUUAGCAUGGACUUCGGCAAUGGACUAUUUACCACAACUAGCAAACAGCAGCUUACAGCGCGUUAUAGUUGUUUUUUGUUUUGUUUCUUUUUUCUAUUCAUGCUUUUUUGUAAUUUUUUCUGAUUGAGUUCUGAUGUACAGCCCUCCGAGCACUUGCAGGAAAAGUGCAUCGGUUCAAAGAGAAGAAACAACAGCCCCAAACAUGUGGGAUGAAAUCUGAAUCAUGCAAAGCUGGUUUUAUCUCCAGUUCCACACUGUAAUAAUUUCAUAGAUGUCUUAUUUAUUUGUGCGGAGAGAUGUGUGUGAUUGUUUAUUUUAUUUCCACGAGCAGCUGAGGUUAAACUUUUGCUUUUUUUUUAAAUCUGACACUCAACUGUCCUCAAUUGGUGGUUACACUUCCCUGACCUACACUACAGGCCAAAAGUCUGGAAGCAAGCAGUGAUUUUUAUUUAAUUUUUAAAAAUAUUUUACUAAGCUAACAAAUACAUAUUUGCUGUCCUUUAGUUUAGCCAAAGCAGUUUGUUCCAGAAUUUUCCACUUGGGUUGCAGCGCCGGACUCUUAAAGGCAUAGUCGCGCUCGCGUGGCUGAUUUUCAGGGGCAAAAUUACAUUGACUUCAAUGGAAUUUGCCAAGAUAAACAUCACAGACUUCCAGGGCCAAAAAUCCCAUGUGCAAAAAAACUUGUUCUGCUUAAGCACUGUUGAAAUUGAAAUUGAAAAUUGUUCUUUCAUGUUCAUUUAACAGAAUUAGUGCUUCCAAAUGGUCUGUCGUGUGUUUAGGAUGAACUGCUGCUGAAUAUUUAGUUGUCAUUAAUUUUUUAAACAGUUUUUGCUGCAAUAUUCAGCCAUAUUUCCACCCUGAGAGGACGAGUGGGCCGCUCAGUUAAUUUCUGUGCCAA
This is a messenger RNA of Colossoma macropomum (tambaqui), 3782 nucleotides long. RefSeq names its product xenotropic and polytropic retrovirus receptor 1a (gene xpr1a). Gene Ontology annotation, biological process: phosphate ion transport; cellular response to phosphate starvation. The transcript has 15 exons. Gene Ontology annotation, cellular component: Golgi apparatus; cytoplasm; plasma membrane. Lineage: Eukaryota; Metazoa; Chordata; Actinopteri; Characiformes; Serrasalmidae. The record is from RefSeq and is a predicted model, not a curated record. Gene Ontology annotation, molecular function: inositol hexakisphosphate binding. The coding region runs from base 200 to 2278 and encodes 692 amino acids.